Molecule: messenger RNA, 4418 nt
Organism: Vespula pensylvanica (western yellowjacket)
Lineage: Eukaryota; Metazoa; Arthropoda; Insecta; Hymenoptera; Vespidae
Gene: cact
Product: NF-kappa-B inhibitor cactus
Exons: 3
Coding region: 874-2130 (418 amino acids)
Molecular function (GO): protein binding
Source: RefSeq, a predicted model, not a curated record
CUUCUAUGAAAGCUCCAAUCGUCGUCAGCCAAUAGCGUGACGGUCGCAAAUUACUUCUCAAGCGCACAACACGGCUAUGUUCAGUUAAUACCAGAACAGUGUACGCGAGGCAUCGACACGAACACACGUAGCUCGUUGUUUCUACCAUUUCUUCUUCUCUCUUCUGUUAUUUCAAAAAACGUCGAUAGAUUCACUUUCGGCGUAAGCAAUCGAUCUCGAAAAAGAGAAGAAAAAGGUAUACGUGUGCAUCGUUGAUUAACGUUUAACGUUUUUAUUACUUUCUUUGAAAGUGCACGAAGCGUAGUGACGUUGGUACGACGACACACGACACUCAACGACGACGUACGUAUACGAACGAGCGGUGCCUACGAAUAGGCACGAACACGGCCGAGCUUGGCCGAACGAGAUCGAGCGAAGAAUGCUACGAAGACGAGUGAACGAAACGAUACGGAAGAUCCCUAAAACAGUGGUGGCAGCUGUUUGAGGCAGUACGGAGAUCGAAGGGCAUCGUCCGAGCUAUACGGAUCGGUGCGUCCUAAGCGAACGACUACGACGACAUUAAUUAUAUACGUAUAACGCGACGCACGAUUCGUUCGUGCGAAAAACGAAUAAUCGUCGGUUCUUUCGAAAUCUCAUCGCAGAGUUCUUUUUCUUUUUUCUGAUCUUAUUCUUUUUUUCGUGUGUGAGACUGCGCAUAGUCGUAACGAAGAACAUACAUACGUAUAUAUACGUGACAUAGAAAAACUUGUAUACAUAUAUAUAUAACCACGUUGCGAACGCGUCGCGUGUUGUGUAUUAGAACGAGGAGAAACAAGAGGAGGAGGGUCCAAGGUGUAAGCACGAAUAAAAGAGAGAACGAAAACGCAAAAGAAAAUGUGGUGCUCUUCGUCGGGGAGGAAUGCUGAACAAACAGAACAUCGGGAUAAUGUUGCAGACAAUAACGCUGAGAAGUGGCAGAAAGAACGAGAGGAUUCCAGUCACAUUGAUUCUGGAUUUCUUUCCGGUGGAAAUCUGCAGGUCAGUUCCGAGCUCGAUUGCUCGGAUUUGGACGUUAUACCGGAUUCUGGUGCCGUUGCGCCGGAACCAAUGAGAGCAGAUAGUGGCGUAGAUCUCGGUCUCAGCGAGAGCUUGAGCCAGCUAACCUUAAAGCAAGUAACUUUGAAUCCUUUGGCGAGUGGGAAAAUACAAACUGAGCCCACCGUUGAACUUGCACCUCUCACCGAUCCUAAAAUCGUCGUUCUUGAGCAACAACAGUUGCGUCAAGGAGUCAAAGUUCCAACUAUUGAAAGAAAUAUCGGAACGUCCGAAAAUCUUGAGAAGCGAAUCAAUAACGACGAACCUUGGCAGCUUUAUUACACUCAGGACGAUGAAGGAGACACGCAGCUACAUAUCGCUAUUGUUCAAGGAUUUUUGGAGGCCGCGUUCAGUCUCAUUAGGAUGGCACCCCAUCCAUGCUUGCUCGAUAUCUUGAAUGACGACGGUCAAUCACCAUUACAUUUGGCUGUGUUAACGCGUCAACCGAGAAUCGUUAGACGUUUAAUACUGGCAGGUGCGAAUCCGUCUCUAAGAAAUUUCCGUGGUAACACGGCACUUCAUUUAACAUGCGAGAACGGCGAUCUGAGUUGUGCCAAGGCUCUCACUGAUCCCUUGUCUCCAGUUGAAAGAAAUUAUCUUUUACCUGGCAAAAAGAUACCAGCACUGCCGCAAAAUUUAGAACAACGAAACUAUGAUGGAGAAAUGUGUCUGCAUAUAGCUGCUUCCGGUGGUCAGGUUGAGCUGGUGCGUUUGCUGGUCAGACUUGGCGCUGAUCUUGAGGCACGCGAAGCACUCUCAGGCAAGACUGCCCUUCAUCUAGCCGUCGAACGUGGCUGUCGAUCUGUAGUAUCCUUUCUACUACAUGAAUGCAGACCUUGCUUGGAUACGCCGACGUACGCGGGUAUUACUGUUUACCAGUUUGCUCUUUGCUUCGAUGGACAACUUGCUAGGGAACUCGUCAGAUUGGGUGCUACUCCAGAGCCUCUUCCUGAGACCGAUUCCGACGAAAGCGAUGACGAGGACGGACAAACUAACGAUUAUCUGCCCUCGAUAACAAGGCUCAAACAACAGAACGUUGUUGGCGUAAGGGUAUAAAAGAAAUCGAGGAGAAGUGAAAAAAUUAAAUGAUAAAGUGGAAUUAUUAUUAUUUCUUUUCUUUUCUUUUCUUUUCUUUUUUUUUUUCAAGAAGAUAGUAGAUCUGCAUGUUGCAAUUAUCGAAACGUGUUUAUAUCCUCAAUCUUAAGACACAUAUUAUACAGGAAACUAUAUAUACAUAUAGUUAUUUUUCUUUUUUUUUCUUUUCUUUUUUUUUUUUUACAAAUUAUUUCAAAUGUGUUAUCAAUUUUUCAUAAAGGCUAAUCUAAAAUACAAAAAAGAAAACUUAUCUUUUUAAAACAAAUGAAACGAGAUUUCUCUGUUAAUAGUGAAGUCCCAUUAAUUACAAUUGUGUUUUUUUUUUUCCCAUUAAACGAAUCAGCUCUUUUGUUCCAUUUAAUGAGAGUAGAAUUUAGGUCAAUAGCUAUUUCGGCAAAACACUUAAUGUUAGCUAUGUAUAUAACUCACUAAUGUGAGCUGUCCCAUGUAUAUAGUGUCUAUUUCCUAUAGAUUUGCUCACAUAUGAAUUUUCUUUCCCUCGUUUGUUUGCUUUAUUCAUUGUCGAAUUUUUUCGUAGCUAUAUCUUGUAAUUUCUUUUUUUAAGUAUAUCCUUUUGUAUUUGUCGUAUAUAUUGACGUCGAAGACGCUUAGUCUUUUUGAAACAUUCGAUGAAGUUAUUAUUGAUGAUGAGAAGUAAGAAACGAUCGUUAUCCUUCAACCAACUUACUUCUUUCUUCUUGAAUCUUAUCAUUUUAAUUUGUUUCACUCGUUAAGUUCGAAUCCUUUCUCUAAUUAUUUCUCUAAUCUCGCCAUCAUUCCUUUCAUUCCCUCUUUGUCAUUGAUCAAUAUCGUUAUGUCGUUCGCUAGAGUUCAUAUUCUUCUUUUUCUUUGUCUUUUUUUUUUUACCCUAUCCGAUUCUCCGUUUUCUCUUCGACAUCUCUGUCUUGAAUUCUCUAGCUAUCCAAAAGCUUUUUUCUUCUCUUUUUCUUUCUCUUUCUUUGUUUCCCUUUAUCAUCCUCAUCCUACUCUUUGUUUCAUUGUGAACUUUCUCUAUUCUUUCUCUAUUCAUCUCUUUUUCAUUUACUACCAUACUCCUGCGUAGAAAGAAAGAAAUAAAUGUCUUAAAUUUGUUUAUAUAAACGAUCAAUGACAGAUCGUUCGUGCUAUGCAUUACUUUGCAUUAUAUUAAUGACUAUCUAUCUUGAUUCUUCGUCGAAUGUUCACUCUCUUUGAAUAUAUAAUCUUGACUUUGAGUUUUGCUUGAAUAAUUCGAUUGGCUUACGAUUUCUUUUUUAUUUUCACGACAAUACAUUUGUAUAUGUAUAUACAUUACGUAAUGUAAGAUAUACUGCGGAAAUUCUCGGCAAUUAAAGAAUUAAUAAGUGUAGAUAUACGCGCUCGUGUGUGUGUAAGAGUGUGUGAGUGAGUGAGUAUGUGUAUAGAUAUGUAACCCAUACAUUGACUCCAUAUAGCGUUACAAACUAUUUUUGUCGGAAUCGUUACAGUUAUUGACCCGUUGCAGUUAUUCUUUACAUUUUAUGGUACAAAAGAACUACAUUAUUUGAUGAACGUUUAUUAUAUAAUAUACAAAAAGAAAUUCAAACAAAAUUAAUAAAUGAUAAGAUAUAUCGAUAGUAUUCCAAAAAUUAAAAAAAAAAAAGGACGAUUCACUAUCCUAUAUUACCCUUUAGUUUUGUCAACCGAAGAUAAUUCUUCAAACAACGAACUAAAAAACAAUUCGACGCCACGGCUGCUCCUCGGAAUCUCUUCUAUUUUUACGUGAAUUUCUUUGUAUACCCUACAAAAAAAAAAAUAAUAUAAAUUCGACUCGAUAUGUAUGUACGUUCAAUUGGAAUAAUGUUAAUCAAGUAUCUAUCAUCAUUAGGUAGAUUAGUGUAUAUAGAUAUUUAUGUGUUUAGUAGCUCAUACAGAAUAUUAUGUUUAAGUGUGAUAUUUAUGAACGAUGUAUUUUCGGCGAUUCACUUACUCUUAACGUGGCCUUAGCGAUGCCUGAAGAGAGUUAUCUUCAUACAUUAUUAUACCAGUUAUAUUCAUCGUUUCCAUUGUACAUAUAACUAUAUUUUUCCUUUUAGAAUCGUUAAAUAGAUUAUUUACUAGUAAUUUUAUCAAGGAAAAAUGAAAGAUGAAGGAAAAAAAAAAUAAAACAAAAAAAUAAGAAAGAGAGAAAACGGUAACUUUACCGAUAUAACAUACAGACUAUUGUUAAAUAACGUCCAUAAUUAUUUUUUAGUAAUAAAAGCCCUUCAAAAAAGGGUCCUAUAUAAUCA